AUGGUUAUCUACAUAUUGGCCAUUCCAAAGCGAUCGCUAUCAACUUUGGAUUUGCCAGGUUCCAUGGAGGAGCCUGCUACUUGCGUUUUGAUGACACAAACCCCAAAGGCGAAGAAGAACGAUAAGAGCAUUGAGGAGUUGGUUCCGCUGGCUUGGUUUCAAACCGCUUCGUCAGAGGCAUUAAUCCAAAAGGAUAAGGCAUAUGCCCAACGUGGUGUGGACGCUGCCGCUGGAACGAAAGGAAAAGCUCGAUACGCAUGCCCCCACCGUGACCGCCCUGUCGCUGAGUCUCUCGCCGAAUUCCGCGCAAUGCAAGGCGGCAAGUACCGUGCCCAGCCAGCUGUUUUACGAAUGAAACAAGAUCUCGCCAAUGGCAAUCCGCAAAUGUGGGAUAUCACCGCAUAUCGAGUUGUUGAGGAUGAUGAAGGUGGAUUUUGUAAACAUCUGCGCACUGGUGACAAAUGGAAGAUUUAUCCGAGCUACGAUUUCACUCACUGUUUAUGUGAUAGCUUGAAAACAUCACCCAUUCUCUUUGCACAAUGGAGUUUGAGCUAUCUCGAGAGUCUUACGAAUGGUUGUGCGAUGCGCUUGAAGUAUACAAACCGAUGCAGCGAGAGUAUGGCUCCCUUAUACGGGCGUUUGAACAUGAACGGGACAGUUUUAUCAAAGCGUAAACUUAUCACCCUCAUCAGUGGCAAACUCAUUCAGUUCCAUUCACGAACACUGUCUAUAUCGACCGCAGUGAUUUCCGGGAAACCGCUUCAGAAUUUUUACCGUUUGAGCCUAGGGGUUUCCGUUAGCUUCAUGAAAGUACCGUUUCCCAUCACGGCGACCUCCUACGAAAGUGAUCCAACAACAGGGCUCGUGACUGUCGUGCGUGCGAAAUACGAGAUUCCAGAAGAAGGCUCUCCACGCAAAAAGCCCAAAUCAUAUAUUCACUGGGUUGCCCAUUCACCAGCUCACGGCUCCCCGAUAAAAGCCGAAGUACACGUUUUCCACCCACUUUUCAAUUCAACAAAUCCGUUAUCGCAUCCAGACGGCUAUCUCGCAGAUAUUAAUCCCAACUCCGAGGAAAUAUUUCCUAACUCGCUUAUUGACAUCGGGUUUAACGAGGUGAAGAAGCGAGCACCCUGGCCCGCAGACACCUGCCACGAAGGAAAAUGA
Molecule: messenger RNA, 1164 nt
Organism: Blastomyces dermatitidis ER-3
Lineage: Eukaryota; Fungi; Ascomycota; Eurotiomycetes; Onygenales; Ajellomycetaceae
Product: glutaminyl-tRNA synthetase
Exons: 6
Coding region: 1-1164 (387 amino acids)
Biological process (GO): translation; glutaminyl-tRNA aminoacylation
Cellular component (GO): cytosol
Molecular function (GO): glutamine-tRNA ligase activity; ATP binding
Source: RefSeq, a predicted model, not a curated record